UUUAGGUGGAGUCGUGUUGGUGGCGCUUUGGCUCCACAUGCCCAUGAUGCUUCCGGUAGACUUACUAUUUCUUCGGUAUCGCUGUCCGAUUCUGGUGAAUACAUCUGCACAGCUACACACAGUGGAAGAACAGUUGAGGCUCGAGCCACGCUUCAUGUGCAGUCCUAUGGACCGCAAGAUUUGCAAAACCAACUGCCCUCAUCAGGGCAAUGUAUGGCCGAUGAGCGCGCCUGUGGAAACAACGAAUGUGUGAAAUCUGAUUAUGUUUGCGAUGGUGAACCUGACUGUAGAGACAGAUCUGAUGAAAUGAACUGUCCAGCUUUAAGACAGUGUGAACCUAAUGAGUUCAAGUGCAACAAUCAACGAUGUGUCCAGAAAAUGUGGCUUUGUGACGGAGACGAUGACUGUGGAGAUAACUCUGAUGAACAGAAUUGCGGUUAGUG
Molecule: messenger RNA, 443 nt
Organism: Strongylus vulgaris
Lineage: Eukaryota; Metazoa; Nematoda; Chromadorea; Rhabditida; Strongylidae
Source: the annotation of a GenBank genome assembly